Nothobranchius furzeri (turquoise killifish) is the source of this 6758-nucleotide messenger RNA. The record is from RefSeq and is a predicted model, not a curated record. NCBI's taxonomy places the organism in Eukaryota, Metazoa, Chordata, Actinopteri, Cyprinodontiformes, Nothobranchiidae.
GAUAAGUUCAGCACCACGGACAGCGCAUCGGAGCGCACGACAAGAGGGAGAUCAAUUCAGCGGCUCGGAGAGGCGCACCGUCACCGUCAUGACUCCGUAGACUACCGGAACCACAUACACCGACACACAUGCACACGCACGCGCACGCAUCCUCCAGUGGCAACUGCAAACUUGGUUCGUGGGUUCUGUUGUCGCCAAUUAAGAAGCUGCAGAAGGGAUGGGGUUUAUUUCCGUUUUGAAGCAUCGGCCAGCCUGUUUGGCGACGUGAUCCUUACAUCAUCGAGAGAGAGAGAGAGCGAGAAAGAGAGAGAGAGAGAGAGCGAAAUAGGGGGGAGAGGAGGAGCGGCAGAGUGAGAGUACUUGCACCAGGCUCCUCUCUGUCAGUCCUCAACAGCAAAGCGACGCUGACGGAUCUUCUCUGGCGUUUUCGCCCCCCUCCUCCUCCAGCUCCGUAGUCCCUCUCCCUCGGUCUCCUGCACCCCCCCCCCCUCCCUUCACACACACUCACACGCACACACACACACGCAGCAGCCGUAAAGAUGCGCCGUCCUGCACAGAGACCGACGUUGUUUUUGUCCAUCGUAUUUUGGAUUUUCUGCCACGUCAGCGGGACGCGCGGAGCUCUGCCAACAUCCCAGAAGUGUGAUGAGGCUCUAGCCUCGCCUCUGCCUCACACGGCCUUCACCAGCUCAUCUGUCUUCUCUAGUGGAUAUGCACCGGGAUACGCCAAGCUCAACAGGAGAGGAGGAGCUGGUGGAUGGUCACCUUUGGACAGUGACCACUACCAGUGGCUGCAAGUGGACCUCGGUUCCCGAAAGCAGGUCAGCGCCAUAGCAACUCAAGGUCGCUACAGCAGUUCUGACUGGACGACGCAGUACCGUCUCCUUUAUAGUGAUACAGGAAGGAAUUGGAAGCCGUACAACCAAGAUGGAAACAUUUGGGCAUUCUCUGGAAACUCCAACUCGGAAAGUGCAGUUCGCCAUGAUCUGCAGCAGGGAGUCGUGGCUCGCUUCCUGAGGCUCAUCCCGCUGGCCUGGAGUGAGGAGGGGCGCAUUGGUCUGCGCAUAGAAGUUUAUGGAUGCUCCUACUGGGCCGACGUUAUCAACUUUGACGGGCAGGGUGUAAUCUCAUACCGAUUCAAGGUUAAGAAGAUGAAGAUCAUCAAGGACGUUAUUGCACUGAGGUUUAAGACAUCAGAAAGUGAGGGUGUCAUUCUCCACGGGGAGGGUCAGCAGGGAGACUACAUCACCCUGGAACUUCGAAAGGCUAAGCUACUGCUGCAGAUAAACCUGGGCAGUAACCAGUAUGGCUCCAUCCUGGGUCACACUUCUGUAACCACCGGCAGUCUCUUGGAUGACAACCACUGGCACUCAGUGAUGAUUGAGCGCUACCGUCGCAAUGUCAACUUCACCUUGAAUGGACACACUCAGCACUUCCGAACCAAUGGAGAGUUUGAUCAUCUGGAUUUAGACUAUGAGCUGAGCUUUGGGGGGAUGCCGUACAGUGGGAAGCCAGUGGGAGGCGGGAAAAAAAACUUCAAGGGCUGCAUGGAGAGCAUCAACUACAACGGAGACAACAUUACAGACCUGGCCCGCCGGAAGAAGCUCGACACCUCCAGCUUUCAGCGUAACCUGUCCUUCACCUGCGUGGAAGCACACACCUUCCCAGUCUUUUUCAACACCACAAGCUUCUUGCAGCUGCCAGGUCGAGCCAAUCACGACACUGCAUCUGUCAGCUUCCAGUUUCGGACGUGGAAUCCCGACGGCCUUCUCCUGUUCAGUAACCUGGACGAUGGAACUCUGGAGGUCUCCCUCGAUGACGGCAGGAUUACCGUUCAUAUAAAUGUGUCAAAAGCAGGCAGAAACUACCUGGUGGAUUUGUUAUCAGGUUCUGGUCUCAAUGAUGGCCAGUGGCACGCUUUACGUUUGGUAGCUAAGGAGAGCUUUGCCAUGCUGACAGUAGACGGUGACGAAAUGUCCGCCGUUCGUUCCACCUCGCCUCUCAGCAUCACCACGGGAGGAACCUAUCACUUAGGAGGUUACUUCCUGCAGACGCCGUUCCCUCCAUCCAAGAGGUCAUUUCAAGGCUGCAUGCAGGCGAUCUUAGUGGAUGACCAACCUGCUGAUCUGCACGCGGUGGAAAAGGGCACCGUGGGAGCGUUUGAGAAUGUCAGCCUGGACAUGUGUGCAAUAAUAGACAGGUGUAUGCCCAAUCAUUGUGAACAUGGAGGCCGGUGUAAACAGACGUGGGACAGCUUCAGUUGUACCUGUGAUGGAACGGGAUACAGUGGAGCCACCUGCUACACUUGUUAUGAACAACCUGCCACCCAAAACCUUAAUUACUGGCUCUAGCAGAGAGAAACGCACUGUCCUGCAGGUCAACUACAGUGCUUCUAUGGACCAGGUGACAGCCAUCACCACCAGUGCAGAACACUGUGAACAGCAAAUUGCCUACAGUUGUCGCAUGUCUCGGCUGCUCAACACUCCAGAUGGGACCCCGUACACAUGGUGGGUUGGCAGAGGCAGCGAGAAGCAUUUCUACUGGGGAGGCUCGGGGCCUGGCAUCCAGAAAUGUGCCUGUGGCAUCGAGCGAAACUGCACCGAUCCCAAAUACGACUGCAACUGCGAUGCGGAUGCCAAACAAUGGAGAGAAGAUUCUGGUCUCUUGACAUAUAAAGAACACCUGCCGGUCAGCCAGGUUGCCGUUGGUGACACAAACAGACUGGGCUCGGAGGCUAAACUCACUGUUGGGCCUCUCCGUUGCUAUGGAGACAAUAACUACUGGAAUGCGGCGUCAUUCACAACCCCGUCAUCCUACCUGCAUUUCCCCACCUUUCAAGGUGAAACCAGCGCUGACAUCUCCUUUUAUUUCAAGACGAGCGCUCCCUAUGGUGUCUUUCUGGAAAAUCUGGGCAACACUGACUUCAUCCGCCUGGAGCUCAAAUCUCCUAAGGUGGUCUCCUUCUCAUUUGACGUUGGAAAUGGACCUGUGGAGUUAACGGUGCAUUCAGCCACGCCCCUCAAUGAUGACCAGUGGCAUCGGGUCAUGGCUGAGCGGAACAUCAAGGAAGCGGUCCUCCAGCUGGACCAAACUCAUCGGACGUCUCACCUCGCUCCUGCACAAGGACACACGCGGCUAGAGCUGUUCAGUCAGCUCUACGUGGGAAAACCAGCAUCUCUCACCUGCCAAGACAGUGCUGCUGGGGGUCAGAGAGGUUUUCUGGGUUGCAUCAGAGCGCUGCGAAUGAACGGCGUCACCCUCGACCUGGAGGAAAGGGCCAAGGUCACGCCAGGGGUCAAGCCUGGCUGCCAGGGCCACUGCACCAGUUUUGGGAUGUACUGCAGGAACGGAGGGAAGUGUGUGGAGAGGUAUAAUGGAUAUUUAUGCGACUGUACCACCACUGCCUUCAACGGCCCGUUCUGCACCGCAGAUGUUGGGGGUUUCUUUGAGGCCGGAACAAUGGUCAAGUACAACUUCAUGCCUGAACCAGUUCCAGGAGCCAGUAAGGACUCAAAAGCAUUGCCACAACAACUGAUGCAAAAUGAAGUUAAUUUAACAAAGGAGGAGGUGGCCUUCAGCUUCAGCACAUCCAGCGCACCGGCCAUUCUCAUGUACGUGAGCUCCAAGGCGCAGGACUACCUAGCUGUGGUGUUGAGACACAACGGUUCCCUGCAGGUCCGAUACAACCUAGGUGGGCUAAAGGAGCCAUUUGCUAUAGAUGUUGACCAGCGGAACUUGGCUAAUGGACAACCACACAGCAUUAACAUGUCACGACACAACAGGAGCAUCAUCAUCCAGCUGGACCAUUAUCCUCCAGUCAGCUACAGCCUCCCAGAAGACUCGGACACACAGUUUGACCUGGUCAAGACGCUGUUCUUAGGAAAAGUCUUCGAAACGGGACAUAUAGACCCCGUCCUCAUUGAGCGCCACAACACCCCCGGUUUCGUUGGGUGUCUGUCACGGGUGCAGUUCAACGGAGUUGCUCCCCUCAAGUCUGCUCUGAGGAAAGCCGCACAAUCUCAGGCAACUCCAACAGACGGCCAGGCCGACAAACAUCCUGUGGCCUCGUCUCUUGUGUCUCACCAGGGCAAACUGGUGGAGUCCAACUGUGGGGCGUCACCUCUCACCAUCCCAACGAUGUCUGCUGCCACAGAUCCCUGGCAUCUGGGCAAUCCAAAUGCAAAGUCUCCCUCCAAUGAGGAGAGGGUCAUUCCAGAUGGAGUCAACAGGGAUUCAGCAAUCAUCGGAGGUAUUAUUGCCGUGGUGAUCUUCACCAUCCUGUGUACGCUGGCGUUUCUGAUCCGCUACAUGUUCCGCCACAAAGGCACCUACCACACCAAUGAGGCUAAGGGCAGCGGGGAGUCUGCCACAGAGCCGGCGGACACGGCCAUCAUCGGCACGGACAACCCAGAAACCAUUGAUGAGUCAAAGAAAGAGUGGUUCAUUUAACAGCUGAUGGUGGAACUCCGAGACAGGAAGCUGUUUGUGAGACAGUAUCAGUUGCCACAGACGGAGGAGGUUUAAUCAAACGACCGUUCACUGGAGAUACUGAGAACUGAUUAAUCAACAGGACUUCAAACUCGUUGAGAAGGUGGGAUGCAAGGCGGAGGGGCUGUUCCUUUGUUUAUUUGUUUUUAUAUCCAGAGUGUCCGAAAAAUACGGAGAAAGAGACUCUUAUUUAGUGGAGCACAGCUGUAAAGAACUCAAUGUACAUACUAACCAGCUUAUCCUUCUUUGUAUCGUGCUUGGGAGUUUUCAGGAGUCCUUUGAAUACUGUGUACGACAAAUAAUUACACUUACUGAAUGGUGUGAUAGCAAAGAUUUAUUCCUUGUUUGAGUUUGAUUUUAUAUUUAACAAAAAUUAUUCUAUCUAAAAAAAUGAUCAACAUGCCAAACCCUUUUUUUAAUGUUUUAUUUUACUUUUAAACUGUGGUUGCACCAGUCUGUCAACACUCACGUCCUCUGAAUGAUGCACAUCUUAUAUAUUGUGGUAACAUAGAUUUAAAUAUGAAUGCCAAAAGUCUUUUUUUUUUGUAAAUACAAUAUUUUGUGUUAAUUCAUUUUUGUUCCUUAAGAUUUAUUUAAAGCCUGAACACAAAUGAGAAAUAUAUCUAUUUUACUGUUCAUUAUAAAGUAUAUAUACAUAUAUAAAUAUAAGUGAUAUACAAAGUUGUAUGUUUAGGUUUCAUGAUAUUAAAUUGUAUGAGACAUUUCCUCUCUGUUUUAGUGCAAAGAGGUGUUUCACGACGGUUAGUUGAGCUCAUCAUCACGGCAGCUUUCUUUAAAUCCAGAAUGAGUAAAACUCAACAGGAUAUUCUAGCCUUGAGCCAAAUUUAGCCUGUUGCCAUAUACCCCAGAGUUGUAUAAGUGGGAAAAAUCAUUUUGCAGCCAGCCCAGCCCUUCUAAUCUGGCAGCAUUCUGUUAGCUUUAGCUUAGCAUAAACAAUGUAAGUAAAUGGUAACAGCUAGCAUUUUGUGUGGAAAAAGCCAUGAAAAUGAUUUGAUAAUUCUCCUAAUUUGGUGACGUCAAAAUCAAAUCGACUGACAAAGGCAAUAACAGAAAUCGAUUUAGACUUGGGACAACGUUACGACAAAGCACCGCUGUAUUAUUGAGGAAUUUUCAUGAAUUUUUCACAUGAAAUGCUAGCUGUUACCAUUCACUCACAUUGUUUAUGCUAAGCUAAAGCUAAAAGACUACUGCCAGAUUAGGUGAAUGACAAGGAUGGUUACAAACUAAUUGCAGUGCAAACAGUGAUAUCAAACGUGAUUUUCUUUGUUUUGGUUUAAUGGUGGAUGUCAUACACAAACCAUGACCUUUAAAGUCUGAAUAAAUUAUGUGAUCUCCUGAGUCCAGGGAGGAGGAUGGUGGAGAUGCCGCUCUGCAUCUGAGACUCCUCCCGUAUGGAUUUGCUCGCCGCAAAGCACGCAAGUAAACCGUCCCACGGAUGCCUCCAGUGUGGACCCAGCAUAACUCUGGGGAAAAUGGCGACAAACUAAAUUUUACUUAGGGGUGGAAGAUUUAUUUAAAGGUUUCUCUCAGACAGUGAGUGGUCAGAUUAUUUAUUUUGUUGAAUCUUACCUCUUUUUUUUUUUUUUUUUUUUGCAUUCAAUGUUUAUCUUUGAAUAGUGUUUUGUUUUUGGGUUUUGUUGUGUUUCUUUUUUUGCAUAUCCAGCGUGUGCAUGCAUCAGUGUGUAGAUGACACACUGGUUUGAACAAGUGCCAGAGGAGGCAGCUUUUACACAUGAAAUCGAACCAUUGCUUUAGGAGUUUCAUUGAUGAAUUAAGUCGAAUGAAGCAGCAUGAAUCCAACAAACGAACACGCUAGAUCUCAGAACUCCUGGGUUGAGGUUAGGAUGAUAAUUGGCUUAAGGAUCCACUGUGCCUUGGAGGUGUUGAGCCAUAUCGCCUUUCCCACGCUGCUUGAUUCAAAACCCCCACCACUAAAACUUGACUGCUGCGAGAAAUCUUUUCAGGAAUUCUUUUGCAAAUGGUGCUUUUUAAAAUUUCUGUCUUAAACUUUGGUUUCAGAAUAAGCUGGCGGGGGAAACAAACAUCUAUUCUUCCUUCAAUCAUCAGAAGGCUUGGGAAAAUUAGCAUUUAUUUCAUAAAGCAUGGGUGGAAAUUGAUGGUGGCAUCAGAGUGGCACAACGUUCAAAUGCUGUUUUUAUUUUCCUUUCACUUAUGUUUACUUGUUUAUUUUACAGUUGAACUCAACUGCCAAGUCAAUAUUUAAUGUUUUUGUGAUUUGGUUUUUAAUG